CUUCUGCACCUCCAGCCCACCUGCCCUUCCUGGGAGCGAAGGGAGCUCAGCACUUGCAGAUCAGGGCCUGUAAUCAGCUCCUGGACUUUGGACAGUCUGCAUAGCCCUCAGCGCCGUAAAAGGCAGGAAGCAGCAAGUGGCCGCUGCACAUCCGACCCAGCCACCGGAGUUCUCUCUCUUUGCUGCUGCAGGGAAAACAGACAUGGCCUGGCUCCUCAUUGGCAUCGGCUUGGCUGUUCUUCUGCGAGUCGACAGCACAUCCCAGGUUCUGAAAGAAGGCAAAGAAAUGGAGGGUUCCUUGGAACAGGACAUUAAGAAGCAAAUUAUUCUGGGCAUAAGAGCUAUUGAGCCACCUGAGAAUGAAGAACAAACGGCGGAUAUUGAUCCUGGAAUGAGGCUGUUGUCUAGUGACGCACAAGGCAGAAGAGCACCCAGGAGCGCUGGAGACCUGCCAGCCCCGCUGGGUGCCAAGUCUGCAGCGGUACCAGAGGAAGACCAAGACCAGAUCUACCACCCCCCGGACGCUGCUCUGGAAGAGGAAGGCCCCAUGCAGACAGUGGCACCGUAUGCUGAAGCCAUCAGUGGCCCAGAAGAAGACAGAGACCAUCUCUACCAUGGCUAGGGGAGAAGAUUUGAUCCCAUCUACCAACCAGUAAUAAAGGAAGAGGGGAUUGUGCUGAGCGUCCCCUCUACCCAGUCUCCUUGGC
Messenger RNA from Chelonia mydas (Green sea turtle), 707 nucleotides. It is a transcript of the gene PRAP1, whose product is annotated as proline rich acidic protein 1. The transcript has 5 exons. The record is from RefSeq and is a predicted model, not a curated record. Lineage: Eukaryota; Metazoa; Chordata; Testudines; Cheloniidae. Bases 203 to 622 code for a protein of 139 amino acids.